This is a messenger RNA of Hirsutella rhossiliensis, 933 nucleotides long. RefSeq lists its product as uncharacterized. The record is from RefSeq and is a predicted model, not a curated record. The transcript is spliced from 3 exons. The coding region runs from base 1 to 933 and encodes 310 amino acids. Lineage: Eukaryota; Fungi; Ascomycota; Sordariomycetes; Hypocreales; Ophiocordycipitaceae.
AUGGCCUUUGUCCAGCCCGGCUGCCCGUCUAGGUUCGCCUACCAGAAUGAGCAUCGUGUCAACGGGCUCAACGCAGAAACCCUAGCGAGGGUCUUCCUUCCAACACCCUCGUGGCUGUCGACUCCAGAGUAUGCGAUAAUCCCCUCUGAAUGGACCGAGCAAUGGUUUUUUAUGGUCGGUCGUGUUCAUCCCUUUGCCCGGACGUGGGAAAUCGAGCGACGUGAUGGCUUGGAGUCGGACGAUGACAACAUCACAGAAUACACCAUCCCCGCGCUCAUUGUCCGCGAUCACAGCUACCAGCCAGUCGUCCCUCGCACCCUCGGCUCGGCGGAUGCCUUCCCAACGAUGCAACCCAUUGUCUCCUUCACGAGACCAGUCAUCGGUUCCGGCCGCGACCUUCUACGUAGAAACUCGGCCGCGGCCCUUGGCGACACUCAGCUGAGGUGUUGCGGCUUCGUCCAGCCCUCGACCUUCAUUUGUCCCGGGAUUCCCGGCAAAACACCCUGUAAGGGCUUUCAUCCCUUCCAAGUUUUCGUCAUCUUCCCCAUUCACGCUAAUCCUUGGACCUCCCUAUGCAAGAGGAUGACCGAGAGGCCCGAUGGCCAGUUCCAGCCGAACGCUCUCCUUACCUGCAUGGGCAAAAUCGCCGGCUUACUGGAUCACCGCAUCAUGGCGCAUGCCCCGGCCUUCGAGCAAGACUAUAUCUUCUUCGUCGUCCCCGAUACGUGGACCUUCCUCGACAGGGCCAUGUCCAACCAAGCUUCUUCUGCAACACAACUGCUGCCGACGACACCCAAGCGCUCGGUCGGAAAUCCCUCCGACUAUACCGAUGCGUUGGCCAAGUUCACCUCUCCCAAAAAAAAACCAGGGCCGCCCCAGGCCGCGUCCCCUCCAUACCGCCUGCAUCUAGGUCGGUCGAUCCCGUUACAAUAA